Punica granatum (pomegranate) is the source of this 1289-nucleotide messenger RNA. Lineage: Eukaryota; Viridiplantae; Streptophyta; Magnoliopsida; Myrtales; Lythraceae. The record is from RefSeq and is a predicted model, not a curated record.
AGUCUUCUCCCAGAGCAGAGGAGACCUGUCUUCUCCUCUCAAAGACUCCCAUCACUGAUACUCCUCUGUCCACUCCCACACUGUAGAGAGAGAGAGAGAGAGAGAGAGAAUGGGGAGAAGCCCAUGUUGCUCAAAGGAGGGGUUGAACAGAGGAGCAUGGACUGCUCAGGAAGACAAGAUCCUCUGUGAUUACAUCAAAGCUCAUGGGGAAGGCAGAUGGAGAAAUCUCCCCAAAAGAGCAGGAUUGAAGAGAUGCGGAAAGAGUUGCAGACUUCGGUGGUUGAACUAUCUGAGGCCCGACAUCAAGAGAGGAAAUAUAUCGCCUGACGAGGAAGAGCUCAUCAUCAGGCUUCACAAACUCUUGGGGAACAGGUUCCUAUUUGGUCUCACACAAAUAAUUAUCGUAUCCUGUUUAGUAAUUGGUCAUUUUUUUUUACGAGCCGGAUCGCAGUCUUACGACUUUCUUUCAUCCUUGUCAUUAAUUUCCAGAUGGUCCCUGAUUGCUGGACGGCUUCCAGGCCGAACAGACAAUGAAAUCAAGAAUUACUGGAAUACCAAUCUGGGCAAGAGGCACCAGGAUCACCAUGCCUCAGAUGAUAGAAGUACCAAACUACCACUUGACACAGCCAAGAAACGCGCCGAGCCGGUGGCUGUGAGGACCAAGGCCUUGAAGUGCUCCAAGCAAGUGUUCCUCAAAGUCUCACGGGCCGAGACACCCGAUCGACUCAACUCGAACCAAACAUCAUCCGAGACCCGAGAUCAUCAAACAAACAUGCCCCCGGGGCCAAAUCCAGGAGAUAGUAAUAAUGGGCAAUCGUCACUGACCAAUUCAGAAGACAACAUUUCGGCUGAUGAUUCAAUGUUGGAUUUCAACAUCGGAGAGCUAUGCUUAUCGGAUCUACUCAACUUCGCAGACUUUUCAACAUCGCUGGCUUGUUCAUCGGAUCAUCAGCCUGAUGUAAUGUUGUAUGAAGAGUUGGAGACGAAUGUCGGGUUAAACAUGCAUCCUUUUGCUUCAUUUCUCGACUACUAUACCGGAGAGGAUCAAUGGUUAGGCUGAUGUGCACUAAAUCUUUUUUCACCUUUGGCUUCUUCCUCCUUUUACAUUCUGGGCGGGACAUAUAUGUAAAUAUAUAUUAAUAAUAAGUGCAUAUGUCUGUAUAUAUCUAACAAUCAUAAUGCGCAGAAAUGUAGUUUUUCCGGUGUAUGUAUUGCAAGUUCAUCUUUUAUGAUGAACGAUGGAAAAAAAGGGGGGCUCAUCUUUUAUGAAAUUUUUAUUAUCUCUUAAA